CAUCAUGCUGUACAAGAAACAAAUGUUAUUUACCUUUCAGAUAACACUCCUUUAAUGCCUUGACCGCCUGUUGUUUGAGUCAUCAAGGGAACAACUGUAAUGCCUCCAACAGUAAACGCUCCUCACCCGCAGGAGCGGGACAAGCGGGUCAGGACUGGAGAAAGGAAACAGCUACUGCACCCUCACGAUGAGCGCCUCAUGGAGGACGACACCCACGCCCCACAGGCGGCCAAGAAGUCCCGGCACAGCCACGUGAACGUGUCAUGGCUACGGCGCACGGAGUAUAUCAGCACGGAGCUCACCCGCUACCAACCCACCAACAAUGACAAGAUCGAGGCUACAGUGGGCUACAGUCGCCGCAAAGCUAAGAUGGAAGAGCCGACAUACACGGACCGGGAGAGUCAGCUGGAGGCAAUAGAGCAGACGUUCGAGGCAGCCAAGGUGCCGCUGAUGGAGCACUACAGCAAGCCUGGCGUGACGGCCCUCGAGGAGCUGCCCAUCUUCCCUGACUUUGAGCUCUGGAAGUUCCCUUGUGCCCAGGUCAUCUUUGACAGCGACCCCGCGCCCCCAGGGCGGCCCCCUAAUGAUGCCCUCGAGGAGAUGAGCCAAGCCAUGAUCAGGUGUGUGUACAUUUUUAGUCUUUUGCUCGGUGCGAUCAGUCCCACCCAAAAGUCGGUGUCCUCCCUAACAGCCGUGGUCCCCCACAGGGUGCGACUGAGCAAGCGGCGGCAGAAGCCCGGCGCAGGGCGCAGCACCUCCCGCCUGGUCGUGACUCACCGGCCCCUCACCGCCGCCGAGUUCAGGACUCACCGCCACCGCGACGCGAUGCUCCAGCCUCCUGGGGAGGAGGAGGAGGAGGAGGAAGAAGAAGAGGAAGAAGCUGUGGGGGAGGAAGCUGGUUCGCCCAAAGAAUCAGUGGAAGGGAGGCGUUCACGCUCGCGGUCCCCGUCAGGGUCACGCUCUGGCAGUCGUUCUCGAUCGAGGUCUCGGUCCGGCAGCCGGUCACGACGUGGGUCACGCUCCAGCAGCCGGUCACGACGACGGUCUCACUCCGGCAGCCGAUCAGGACGCGGAUCUCGGUCCGGCAGCCGGUCGCCUUCAGGAUCUAGGUCUCGCAGUCGCUCCCCACGGCGGCGCUCUAACAAAUCUCGAUCCGGGUCUCGCAGUAGCUCGGGCAACCGCUCUCGAUCGGCAAGCCCAAAACAGGGAUCUCCACGAUCUGGAUCUCCCCCAGCUAAGAAGAGAUCGCCCCGAGCAGGUUCAGGAUCUCCCCGAUCUGGGUCUGGUUCGCCACGAUCAAGAUCUGGUUCGCCACGAUCAAGAUCUGGUUCGCCUCGAUCAAGAUCUGGUUCGCCAAGGUCAAGAUCUGGUUCACGAUCAAGAUCUGGUUCUCCGCGAUCAAAGUCUGGUUCGCCUCGAUCAGGAUCUGCGUCUCCCCGAUCAGGUGCCGGAUCUCCGCGGUCAGCGUCGGGAUCGCCACGGUCUAAGAAUGGGUCUCCAAGAUCUGGAUCUGGUUCUCCUAGAUCGGGAGCAGGAUCUCCGAGGAGUGGAUCUCCAGCGUCUCCAAGGUCAGACGCUGGCUCUGCGGCUCACUCGGCUCCUGGCUCAGACUCCGAGUGAUGGCUCCGUCGGUGAUGUGCCGCGGACAUUGUUGAUGCACGCAUGUCGCUGGCAUUGUUGGUGUUUCGCGGACAUUUUUGAUGUUUAUAAAUAAUGAUUAUGCCCUCUGUCUUCUUCUACCUACUAGUGGGUCGGUAUAAAUGUGGGGCGUAUUUUCAAAAAUACGAGUUUAUUAUCCAUUAGAAAAUCACAAUGAAGGCUUAUGAAAGGAGAGGGUUUGGACCUAAGAAGGAUGAGGAUAUUGUCUUUAAAUUAUUUUGGUAUUCUAUUAGAAGUACGUUCGUGGUCAAAAAAAGAUCAUAUUGUAGGUCCUGCGUUUUACCCUUAAUAAAAUGUACUUAGCCUCA
This is a messenger RNA of Hyalella azteca, 1967 nucleotides long. Its product is annotated as RNA polymerase II-associated factor 1 homolog. Gene Ontology annotation, cellular component: Cdc73/Paf1 complex. Gene Ontology annotation, biological process: transcription elongation by RNA polymerase II. NCBI's taxonomy places the organism in Eukaryota, Metazoa, Arthropoda, Malacostraca, Amphipoda, Hyalellidae. The transcript is spliced from 10 exons. Gene Ontology annotation, molecular function: RNA polymerase II complex binding; chromatin binding. The coding region runs from base 100 to 1620 and encodes 506 amino acids. The record is from RefSeq and is a predicted model, not a curated record.